Messenger RNA from Sporothrix brasiliensis 5110, 834 nucleotides. Its product is annotated as 4-hydroxybenzoate hexaprenyltransferase. Gene Ontology annotation, cellular component: mitochondrial inner membrane. NCBI's taxonomy places the organism in Eukaryota, Fungi, Ascomycota, Sordariomycetes, Ophiostomatales, Ophiostomataceae. The record is from RefSeq and is a predicted model, not a curated record. Gene Ontology annotation, molecular function: 4-hydroxybenzoate polyprenyltransferase activity. Gene Ontology annotation, biological process: ubiquinone biosynthetic process. Bases 1 to 834 code for a protein of 277 amino acids. The transcript has a single exon.
AUGGUUGAGCCGGCAAUGGCAUCUCCAGCCUCGGUUGCUGGCACAACUUUGCUCUUCUUUACGGGCGCCGUCAUCAUGCGUGGUGCCGGUUGCACGAUAAAUGACCUGUGGGACCGCAACCUUGAUCCUCAUGUCGCCCGCACACGCCUGCGACCGAUUGCCCGCGGCGCUGUGACGCCCUAUAAUGCCCUCGUUUUUACAGGCGCACAGCUUCUCACAGGGCUGGCUAUCCUGCUGCAGUUCCCGACAUCCUGCCUGUACUACGGCAUCCCGAGUCUGGCGCUUGUUGCGACCUACCCGCUGGCAAAGCGCGUGACAUACUACCCUCAGUUUGUAUUGGGCCUGACAUUCUCGUGGGGCGCCAUCAUGGGCUUCCCGGCACUGGGCAUUGAUCUCUUAUCCAACUCGGCGGCUUUGGCGGCAUCUGCAUUCCUGUAUACUUCCAAUAUUGCAUGGACGGUACUCUACGACAUGAUCUACGCGCAUAUGGACAUCAAGGAUGAUGCCAAGGCGGGCAUCAAGAGCAUUGCGCUCAAGCAUGCUGCGCAGACCAAGGCCGUGCUGAUCGGCCUGGGCGCUGUGCAGAUCGGCCUGCUGGCCGCUGCCGGUGUUGCAUCUGGUGCCGGCCCGGUGUUCUUUGUGGGCAGCUGCGGCGGCGCAUUGGCUACACUGGGCAUCAUGAUCAAGCGGGUCAAGCUUGAGAGUGUCAAGGACUGCUGGUGGUGGUUCGUCAACGGCUGUCUAUUGACCGGCGGUGUGAUCAGCCUUGGCCUGGGGGUGGACUACCUAGUUCGGUACAACAACCAAGAACCCCAGAAGAAGAUCGCGGCAUAG